Molecule: messenger RNA, 941 nt
Organism: Argentina anserina (silverweed cinquefoil)
Lineage: Eukaryota; Viridiplantae; Streptophyta; Magnoliopsida; Rosales; Rosaceae
Product: SUMO-conjugating enzyme SCE1
Exons: 5
Coding region: 153-635 (160 amino acids)
Biological process (GO): protein sumoylation
Cellular component (GO): nucleus
Molecular function (GO): SUMO conjugating enzyme activity
Source: RefSeq, a predicted model, not a curated record
AAUAUUUUUUCGCUGUUUGGCACCAGUGUCUCCCAAAAGUCGCCUUCUUUCAAUCUCCGAUUUCUUUCUUUCCUCUCUCUAUAAAACCCUUCAAGGGUGACAAGGGAAGGAGAAGACCCAUUUUCAGAGUUGAGUAGGAAAGCCCUAAAGCCAUGUCUGGAGGUAUUGCUCGUGGUCGUCUCGCUGAGGAGCGCAAGUCAUGGCGGAAGAAUCAUCCUCAUGGUUUUGUGGCGAAGCCGGAGACUAUGCCGGAUGGGACUGUGAAUUUGAUGGUGUGGCAUUGCACGAUUCCGGGCAAGGCUGGUACUGACUGGGAGGGUGGGUACUUCCCACUCACACUUCACUUCAGUGAAGACUACCCUAGCAAGCCUCCAAAGUGCAAAUUCCCAGCAAAUUUCUUCCACCCAAAUGUAUAUCCUUCUGGAACUGUUUGUCUAUCAAUUCUCAAUGAGGACAGUGGUUGGAGACCCGCCAUUACUGUGAAGCAAAUUCUUGUGGGCAUUCAGGAUCUACUUGAUCAGCCAAAUCCAUCUGAUCCGGCACAGACUGAAGGUUAUCACCUCUUCAUUCAGGAUUCUACAGAGUACAAGAGAAGGGUUCGCCAGCAGGCCAAGCAAUACCCACCUCUGGUCUAAUGCAAAACUGGUCUUUGAGACCCAGACUGCUGGUGCUUUGGUAUAUGUCAGUUGCCGCCUUUUGUUUGAAGCAUGUUAUGUCAAACAUCGUUGUUUGGAAGUGUUAGUUAGCAUCAUGUGUAGACUCUACACGGUUAAGCUAUUUUCCCCAUAUCAGACUUGGAUUAACUUGGGUUAAUGUAUUGUCACUAUGCAAGCAGUCCAGUAAUACUGAUCUCAUUCAGAAAAAAGAAACAUAAAACUUACAUUGUCGGGGCAAUGCCUAUUGUGUUGAUUUAUGAGUUUGCCAAAUUCCUUUGAUGCAAA